GAGUUUGACCAGACUUUGGACCCCAGAUUUUGGUCCAAGGAGAAACAGGCUGUUCAGAACGGUUGUAACUGCUCAAAAUGCAGACCCUGCAUGUGUUCUGUCUCUGGUGGAGCCUCAACUCCUGUCUCUCUGCCUCGGUGUUCGUGAGACGGGAUGUGGCCCACAGGGUCCUAACACGCACUAAACGUGCAAACUCAGGCUGGUUUGAGGAGCUGAAGAUUGGUAAUCUAGAGAGAGAAUGUCUGGAGGAGAAAUGCUCCUAUGAGGAGGCACGGGAGGUGUUUGAGCAUAAGGAGGUUACGGACGAGUUCUGGAAAACGUACAAUGUUCAGGACCACUGUCUCUCUAACCCCUGCAAGAACGACGGCAGCUGCACCAACGAAUCAGGGGCGUCCUACAUGUGCAUGUGUCCACCUGGGUUCAGUGGACGUAACUGCGAACUGGUCACUAAGGACGUCCCUGACUCUUGUCUCUAUGACAACGGGAAGUGUGAGCACUACUGCGAGGAAGAGGUGGGUAGACGUAACUGCUCGUGUGCGGAGGGGUAUUUCCUGGCCUCAGAUGGUCAAAGCUGCCUAACGCAUGAGACCAUUCCUUGUGGUAAAGUUCCUCUUCUGCAGAGUAAUCUCUCUCCGAGAGGGAAUCUACUGAAUCCCCGGGCUCGAAUAGUGGGUGGAGAACAAUGCCCCAAGGGUCACUGUCCCUGGCAGGUCUUGCUGAUGUAUAAUUCGAAAGGGAUCUGUGGAGGUGUAAUCUACAAGCCCACAUGGAUCCUCACUGCCUCCCACUGUCUGGAGAACUUACAAACACGGUUUCUCAAGGUCGUUGCAGGUGAGCAUGACCUUGACGAAAAAGAGGGCACGGAGCAGACAGUGGAGGUCGAGGAGAUGUUCAUGCACCCCAACUACGUCACAAAGACGGCAGACAACGACAUCGCCCUGUUGCGACUCCGUCGUCCGAUCACCCUCAGCCCGUACGCCGUGCCCGUGUGCCUGCCGCGCAAAGCCAUGGCCGAACGGGAGCUUUGGGCCGUGAACAUGCACACGGUGAGCGGGUGGGGCAGGAGGAGCGAGGGGGGUCCCACCGCACGGAUCCUUCGCCGGCUGCAGGUCCCCCGAAUCCGAACACAGGAAUGCGUGGAAAACAGCAAUGUCACACUGACCUCUAACAUGUUCUGUGCCGGAUACAUUGAGGGAAAGCAGGACUCGUGUAAAGGUGACAGCGGUGGACCACUGGUUACCCACUAUAGGAAGACCUGGUUCCUUUUGGGUAUCGUCAGCUGGGGAAAGGGAUGUGCUCGUCCAGGGAACUAUGGCAUAUACACGCGUGUGUCUAACUACCUUCAGUGGAUCCAAAAUGUUGUGUCGACGCCGGCUGUUAACCCCACAGUGACAUAGAUCAUACCAGCCCGCAACUGAACUGCCCUGUGUCACGUGACAAGACUGGUGAAAGAGUAAAAGCAGUGAGAAAAUGACUUGUCUAAAAAUCAGAAGGGAUAGAACAGUGUGCAUCACUGUAAAAUGUAUCUGUUAUGAUUUGUAUUUAUAUUUUUCGUGAUCAUUAUCAACAUCUUUGCUUCGUUUCGAUCUGAUUCCCCUUAUUUUCAAACGUUUGUCUGAUGGUUUGGACUGCCUUAGUAUUUCACUCUGGAAUAAAAGAUAGCUAAUGUAAACUGAA
Chanos chanos (milkfish) is the source of this 1677-nucleotide messenger RNA. It is a transcript of the gene f7, whose product is annotated as coagulation factor VII. The record is from RefSeq and is a predicted model, not a curated record. Bases 78 to 1397 code for a protein of 439 amino acids. Lineage: Eukaryota; Metazoa; Chordata; Actinopteri; Gonorynchiformes; Chanidae. The transcript has 8 exons. Gene Ontology annotation, cellular component: extracellular region. Gene Ontology annotation, molecular function: calcium ion binding; serine-type endopeptidase activity. Gene Ontology annotation, biological process: blood coagulation; proteolysis.